Messenger RNA from Ictalurus punctatus (channel catfish), 3581 nucleotides. RefSeq names its product transporter associated with antigen processing, subunit type t, teleost specific (gene tap2t). Gene Ontology annotation, biological process: transmembrane transport. Lineage: Eukaryota; Metazoa; Chordata; Actinopteri; Siluriformes; Ictaluridae. Gene Ontology annotation, molecular function: ATP hydrolysis activity; ATP binding; ABC-type oligopeptide transporter activity. The record is from RefSeq and is a predicted model, not a curated record. The coding region runs from base 398 to 2551 and encodes 717 amino acids. Gene Ontology annotation, cellular component: membrane. The transcript is spliced from 12 exons.
UGUUUAGACACUGACACUGUUUACACCAGUCGCAGAAAAAUUUAAACAGGUUAAAAUGAUAUUAGUGUUGACAUUAUAAUGAAGUCAUAAUACGAAAACAUCCAAAUUUCAGUAUUUGGAAAUUUUUAUUUAAUGUAAAUGAAUGCACUCGGCUGUGUGUUUGCUUCUCUUUCUGCUGUAGGAGAGUCACGUUAGUGCACUUCUGAAAGUGAAAGAAAAACUACUGACGGAGAAGGGAAGGGAGCUGUAACGUUUAGCUGUAAGCUGCUCGAAUCUUGGGAAGAGUUCACUUACAUUCAAGAGGAACUAUGAACCAAGCAGCUGAUGCAUGCUGAAAGAGCCACCAGAGUCUCCGUGGCAGUCCUGGGAUUUGAAAUCAUCUCCUGAUCACUAGCUCAUGAUGGCUGGCCCGGCUUUAGGCUCCGCAUGGCGUGCAUACGGAGCUCUCCUUUUCCUCGACCUGAUCCUCUGGCUCUCCCUGUUGACCGCACUUCUGUGCUCUCAAGGGGCUUUGCUCGUCAACCUGACGUGGCUGUGGGCUUUCAGGGCUUUCAGCUGGAUUCUGCUUCACACAGUCAGUUCAGCCAGCCUGGACAAGACCAUACACAAUCUUCUGAAGCCCUGGGUAGCGUUACUGUGUUUUGCACCUCCUGUGUAUGAUAUGGUGCAAACACUAGUUCUAGGAGGGAGGUGCGUCUUUAGUCCUGUGCCUGUGCCCUCCAUGGUGGUUUUAACUGCAGUGAUUGGCACUCUGGUCCAUCUGAUGUGGGACAAGGCAUUCCCUAGUAAAAAGGUGAAGAAAGAGCAAGAAGCCAAGGUCCUCCUGAUGAGAGUGAUUCACUACUCAAAACCAGACUACCUUCACCUCGGGGCGGCGUUUUUCUUUCUCAUCUUGGCUGCGUUAUUUGAGUCGAGUAUUCCGUACUACGUGGGGAAAAUCAUUGAUGGUUUGAGUGGAGAAUACAAGCACGACAACUUCUUGUGGGCCAUUGCAUGCAUGUCAUUUUAUUCUUUUGGAAGUUCUAUGUUCACUGGCUUGAGAGGAGGCAUGUUCAUGUGUAGCCUGAACAGACUAAACAAGAGAAUUCGGCACAUGCUGUUUCAGAACCUGAUCAAACAGGACAUUUGCUUCUUUGAAGAAAAUAAGCCAGGAAGCUUGACAUCGCGGUUGGUUUCAGACACUGAUAAAAUGGGCCGCUCUAUCGCCAUGAAUUCGAACGUGCUUCUGAGGAGUCUGGUUAAGACGUGUAGCAUGCUUGUGCAGAUGCUCAGCCUGUCCUGGCAGCUCACACUCCUUACCUGUGUGGAGAUGCCUCUUCUUGCUGUGCUACAGAACCAUUACAGCAUUCACUACCAGAAAACAUCGAGGGAACUGCAGGACUGCAUGGCUGAAAUUGAGCAGUUGGCAUCUUCUGCUAUCAGGUCUAUAAAGACGGUGCGGAGCUUCAGGGCUGAGGCUCAGGAGCUGAAGAGGUACCAGGAGGCUCUGGACAGGAAGCUUAAGAUACUGAAACGCAAGGGCAUUUUCAGUGCAGUCCACCUCCUUCUGCGUAGAUGUCUAACGGUGAGCUUGAGGGUGGCUAUGCUGCUUCUUGGUCGGCGCCUCAUCAUCUCGGGUCAGCUAAGCAGUGGGAGCCUCCUAGCUUUUGUGCUGUAUCAAAAAGACAUGUUGACCAACAUGAGGCAACUGGUGUAUGUCUAUGGAGACAUUCUGAACACAGUGUGGUCAGCAGAGAAGGUGUUUAAGCUGCUAGACAGAAAACCGAACAUGCGAGAAGCAGGCGAGUGGAUACCUGAGAAACUGGAAGGAAGAAUUACCUUUGAUAACGUCACCCUCUCUUACCCAUCCCGUCCUGAAUGGAAAGCACUUAAGUCUGUGAAUAUAGAGCUGAGUCCAGGGAAGAUGACAGCAUUGGUUGGCCCCUCUGGUGGAGGUAAAACCUCUUGCGUCAGUCUGCUGCAGAGGUUUUAUGAGCCUCAGCAGGGCCAUGUGCUACUGGACGGCGCACCACUUAAUGAGUACCAACACCAGUACCUGUGCAGCCAGAUGGCAGCUGUGUCUCAGAACCCAGUGCUGUUCUCUGGCUCUGUGAAAUACAACAUUGCAUAUGGCCUACGUGACUGCACCAUAGAGAGGGUGGAGGAGGCAGCGAAGAAAGCCAACGCGCAUGACUUUAUAUGCAGAUUGGACAAAGGCUAUGAUACAGAUGUUGGAGAGUCUGGUGGGCAGCUGUCCUCAGGACAGAAGCAGUGUAUUGCUAUAGCUCGAGUGUUGAUCAGAAAUCCAAAAAUCCUCAUUUUGGAUGAAGCUACCAGCAACUUGGACAUCAACACUCAGCAUGUGGUUCAGGAAGUCCUCUCUGGCUCAAAGGGUCAGACAAUGCUGGUGGUCGCUCAUCGUCUGCAGACUAUCGAGAGAGCCGAUCACAUCAUCUACAUGGAAGACGGGAUGGUCGUGGAGCAAGGAACGCACGAGCAGCUUAUGGACAAAGGAGGACGAUAUUUCCAUCUUAGGGAAAAACUGUUUGCAGUGGAUUCAGACCGAGACUGAGCAGAUUCAUUACCAUUAAGUAUGAAUUUGCAAGCAUCAACUAUAAGUGGAAGUAAUAAGAUCAAUUUAAAACAAUUAUUUCAUAAUUUGUAUUAUACUAGUGGAUAAAUCAAAUAACCCAGCUGCCCAGGAAAAUUGUGGAUUAUGUGUCUGGUUAUGAGUUUCUAUUUUCCGGCCAUCAAAUUCCUCAUUUGGCUGUUGCUAUAACAGUCACCAGCAAUUAUCAUACCCAUUCAUGAACCAAAGAAAAGUCCCUACAUAGCUUUAUAUAUAUACACACAUUAUAUAUAUAUUAUAUAUAGGGGUGGCUGUGGGUCAGUUGGUAGAGUGGGCUGUCCACUAAUCGUAGGGUUGGCGGUCUGAUUCCCAGCAAGCAUGACUUCACAUGCCGAAGUGUCUUUGGGCAAGACACUGAACCCCAAGUUAGCACCUUGCAUGGCAGCUCUGCUACCAUUGGUGUGUGAGGGUGCGUGUGAGUGUGACACAUACAUACAUAUAUACACACACACACACACACACACCCAUACACAUGUGUGUGUGUGUAUGUAUGUAUGUAUGGCAUAAGUUUAAUGCAUGAACUUUCUGCAGCAUUAUAGUUAGCCUGCUAUGACAGUAACAGUUUUCUGAGGGAAAUGAUUCUAGGCUCAUAUUUCAGAAAGAUCGACAUUGGUUUGAAUAAUGGAAGUAAACUAAAUCUUUAUGGAUUAUACAUUGAAACCCAAGGUUUAAAUGUGUAAGAAGAGUAAUAAUAAAUGUGUGAGAACAAAAAUAAAAACUAUUCAAAAUCAUUAUGUAUAAUAAUAAUAAUAAUAAUAAUAAUAAUAAUAAUAAUAAUAAUGUAGUACAAGACAUCACUUUAUUUUGUUUAAAAAAAAAAAAGGGCAGUGGUCAAGUUGAGAUAAAAAUAGUCAUAGACUGUAUAAAGCCACAUUAAAAAUUUUAUAAAUAUAAUUUUUUUUUCCAAAAUUUGAAACCCAUGUAUAUAUUUGCUUAUGUACAUUGUUCCCUAGAAUAAACAAACAUGAUUAUA